AUGCGGGGGAUGAACGGUAGCAUGGAGCAGUCGCCGCCGCAGAAUAUCAUGCCGGGGCUGCACCGUGCACCAGUAGACCCCGGCUCGUUGCCGCCCGAGUACUGGAACAACUUCGAGCCUCUGUAUACGAGUCCCGACCCCCCACAUCAACAUCAACAUCCCCCCCAGCCACAACUUCAGCAGAUCCAACCGGCACCGCAGCAACAGCAACAUGCGCCUUCCCUGGGGAUAAAUUGGGAUCAUCCGGUUUUCAGUCAAUCCACUCAAUCGCGGAGUCCGCUACCCACCCCGCAAGAGCAGAGUCAUGGCAUCUACUCGACAACAACCCCUCAAUCUUGGCGAUCAAAUCCUCUUCAGUCCCAGCAGAUGAUUCAUCCGGCGCAGCAUACGUUCGCCAUAAAUCCCCAGUAUCGCCAAGCUCAGUUUUCUCCCGCGCAACCCGCAUAUGAUUCCCAGCCAAUCCCCUCCUCCGACAACUCGCAUUAUCAGUCAUUCUUCCCCCGAGCUUACUAUCAGCCUCAAAAUCUCUCUGUCCCAGAUGUCUUCCCUCAAACGCAUUCUCCUCGACCCGCGCAGGCACAGGCACAGCCAGCACAAUUCCGGUCUGACUCACACCAGCACCAACUCCCUCAAUAUACGCUCCCGGCGGGCUAUCCGGAGGGAACUACGCAUGUUCCGAUUAAUUACGCUGGCGGAUAUGCUCAACCGCCUCCGACUGUAUCGGAUCAGACCAUUAACCCGCAAUUCUUGAAUUCCUCGCAGCAGGCUGCUAACCAACAAGCGCCCCUUCAUAAUAAUCUUCUUUACAUGAACCCAGCCGACUUUGAACGCCCUGAGGAUCCAAAGCUGUACACUUUUUAUCGGGAUGACCUGCAAGUCCCGCCAGUUUUGGGCCAGGGCCAGGCCCAGCCAAUCGCGCGUAACCAGCCCAUCGCUCCGGCCACCAAAUAUGAGUUCAUCAUGCCAAUGAAUGGUCAAACCCCAAUCACUGCUGCCACAGCAAUGAAAGCGACCAAACCCAAGAAGCAACCCAGCGUGAAGAAACAGUCACAGAAGCAGUCGAAGAAAGCCACGAUGAAAGGAGGCAGCAAAAAGCUGGACGGGAAAUCUGCGUCGUCGAGUUCUGAGACAGAUAGCUCUGAUGACUCAGACCUCGAGAUUCAGGAGCCUGAAGAGCCUUCUCCCAUCCCACCCACUCGUCCUACUGAACCCGAGGCUGCUGCCCAAUAUGACGCGAUGAAGGCUGUGUGGUCUCCACAUAAUAGACGGCCAAAUGUUGACAAGGUCAAGAGUGCACUGGUUGCGUUCAAAGACGUUGUCAAGACCGUAAGAGACGCGUGGAAAGAAAGCACUCAAGCCAUGAAGGUCGCGGAAAACAAGGGUGAUAAUGACAAAGCAGCGCAGCUCAAGAAGGAUGUCGUUCUUCAACGGCGCCUUAUGGAUGUGGUUGUCAGCACCACCCUGGCCAAAGGCCACCCCAUCAUUGUCGAGAAGUUGGGGGAGCAUCCAAUGGCCGUAGCUGCCUUGUAUUCAUUUUUGCUCGAUCGACACCAGGCUUCCGACGUUGACGGUGCUUUGACCGUCAAUAUACUCAAGUUGCUUUCCCACUUUCUGACAAUGGAUGAGGACGUGCUUCAGAAAACGAAUGUUGCCAAGUUGUUGCCCAGGUUCGUCAAGAAAGGCGGACAAGCAGUCAAAGACCUGGCUCAAAGAAUCUUGGAUAAUGCUGCUGCGUCUACUAAACGAAAGCUCGAGGCUGCGAAAUCGGGGCCCAAAGAAGGGUCGCCUACCAAGGCUUCUGUGGCUGAUUCAGCCGCCGCCGAUGGGCGCAGCGAAGUGGCAGGAUCCAAGAGGGUCCGCGAAGGUGAAGGAAACGGACAGCCCGCAACUAAGCGGAUGGUCGUCACCUCGAACCCUAAGGCGGCUGCGAAGCCCGGCAAUCCCGGAGCCCCUGCCAUUGCCGUUGCCAAGCGGCCGCAGGAGGGAGGACAGGAAAACAAACCUGCUCCAGCCAGUGCUGCUCGCCCCAAGGCAAACAUCAUUGCUCCAAAACCCACAAGCCUUUUUGGAAGUCUGAGUUCCGCCUCGAAAAGACCGGGAACAUCGAACGCUGAAAGGGCUGCUGCCGCUGCCGCUGCGGCGAAAUCAAGUACCCCCGCCGAGAAGAAGGAAGCCCCCCCCAGGCCUACCUUUUCUUUUGGCGAUUUGAUGGCAGAUCUGAACAAGCAGAAGGAACCCGCCCCUGCACAGCCUGCGGAGGACCGGCCCCCCGAAACGGAAGAAGAACGGAAGAAGAGGCUGCGCAAAGAGGCACGACGAAAGUUGCGCGUCACCUGGAAGCCGGAUGCGCUUCUCACCGAGGUUCGCCUGUUCACGCACGAUCCCGAAGAAGAACUCGGGCCCGGCGAUCACUUGCAACGAGAGGCAGGGGAUGUCAAGGGCGAGGGCAGUGUUCUCAAGCUUCAUAGAGACCUCGACGAGCUCGAGGAGGAUGAUGACGGUGGCCUCCGUGAAGAGCAAUUGCUUGAAUAUUAUGAGCCAUCCGAAAUUGACAACGGAGAAAUCACUCCCGACGAUCGCGCUAGAAACUACAUCAAGCGUGGUGGCACCCAAGAGCCGGAAAGCCCCGAGAAGAAAGCCCAAGAACAUCGCGAAGCGACGACGCUUAUGGUUUUCUAUACCUCGCCUGCAGACGUACCAUCGACGCCCAAGGAACCUCCUCCCCCGGAUGCGGAAGAGCCUGCGCCCGAAGUGGCGUCUUUUGGAGAGCUACCGGAUCAUGUCAAGGCCCGACAAGAGCGAUACUUUGCCAUGGUCAAUCCUCAGCCAACACCCGCUCCUCAGAGUGCACCGAACAACCAGUUUGAUAUCACGAACCUGCUUAAGAUUAUCCAAAAUGCGCCUCAGCAGCAAUCAACCCCACCGCCUCCUCCACCCCAAGUUGCACCAGCACCCAUGUCUGACCUUGAGCGGACAUUCAGCAUGUUCCGCCAGCAGCAGCAGCAGCAACCGCAGCAACAGCCGCCGCCUCAGGCACCACUGGUGCAAAUGCCCGGGUUUCCCACUGCGUCCCAGCCGCCGGCUAGCCAGGGUCUUGAUUUCCAAGCAAUUCUGUCGAUCAUGAAUGCGCAAAAACAAAUGCAGCCCGCACCCAUCAUGCCCCAGGUCCAGCCAUCACAGCCUAGCAUUGCUCCUAAUCUGGCCGCCAUCAUCUCCCAACUUGCUGGACAAAACCAGCCCAGCACUGGCAAUGGAUCUGCGGCAUCUGGCCACUACGAGGAUCCCGAGCGCAAGCGCAUGCGCGAAAGCGGCGGAUUUGACGGGGCCGACGAUGAGAGGUUCAAUCCUGCCAAGCGGACCCGGUCAAACGAACCGACCAAGAAGCACCCCAAAGCCGGAUUGGUGCCUUGUCGGUACUGGCGCGAAGGCAAAUGCCGCAAAGGCGACGAGUGCACGUUUCGCCAUGAUCCUCUAAACUAA
This is a messenger RNA of Aspergillus ibericus CBS 121593, 3480 nucleotides long. RefSeq lists its product as uncharacterized. The record is from RefSeq and is a predicted model, not a curated record. Bases 1 to 3480 code for a protein of 1159 amino acids. Gene Ontology annotation, molecular function: metal ion binding. The transcript has 10 exons. NCBI's taxonomy places the organism in Eukaryota, Fungi, Ascomycota, Eurotiomycetes, Eurotiales, Aspergillaceae.